AUGGCUGCUCAACAAUCGCAAGGCAUUCAGACGCUGCUUGAGGCAGAGAAAGAGGCUGCAAAGAUCAUCGCGCAAGCUCGCCAGUAUCGGGUCCAGAAGCUGAAAGAUGCGCGCUCGGAGGCGCUGAAAGAGAUUGAGGAGUAUAAGAAGGCUAAGGAGCAGGAGUUCAAGGCUUUCGAAUCUUCGCACGCCGGCGUGAACCAAGAAGCGCAAGCCGCUGUGGACAAGGAAACCGAAGCCAAGCUCCAGUCCAUCACCAGCUCUUAUGAGGCCCAGAAAGACGCGGUAGUAAAGAAGCUGUUGGACCGCGUCGUCCUAGUCAAGCCUGAACUUCACCGUAACCUCAAGAAAGCCGGUCAAUAG
Punctularia strigosozonata HHB-11173 SS5 is the source of this 363-nucleotide messenger RNA. Its product is annotated as V-type ATPase. Gene Ontology annotation, cellular component: vacuolar proton-transporting V-type ATPase complex. Lineage: Eukaryota; Fungi; Basidiomycota; Agaricomycetes; Corticiales; Punctulariaceae. Bases 1 to 363 code for a protein of 120 amino acids. Gene Ontology annotation, biological process: proton transmembrane transport. The record is from RefSeq and is a predicted model, not a curated record. Gene Ontology annotation, molecular function: proton-transporting ATPase activity, rotational mechanism. The transcript has 4 exons.